AUGAGUCAAUCACUGUCUGUACCUCCAUUUUUCGACGGAAGUAAUUAUGCGUAUUGGAAAGUUAGAAUGCGUGCAUUCCUCAAAUCAUUAGAUGAGCAUGUGUGGAUUAGUGUUCAAAAUGGUUGGAAACCUCCCUCUAGUAUCGUAUCAGGAAACAUUCAUCUUACUGACAUAUCAUUGUGGACUAAAGAUGAGUUAGCUGCAUGUAACUGGAAUAGAAAGUUAAUUCAUGCAUUAUUCAUGGCACUAUCACCAGAAGAGUUUAGGCGAGUCUCUAUGUGCGAAACUGCUAAAGAGAACUCAAAAUUGCAAAUGCUAGCCUCUAGGUUUGAAGAAGUGAGGAUGAAAGAUGAUGAAACUUUUGAUGAGUUUUACGCUAAGCUAAAUGACAUAGUUAACUCGAGUUUCAACCUAGGUGAGAGAAUUCCCGAGACCAAGAUAGUGAGAAAGGUACUUAGAUCCCUACCUGAGAGAUUUAGGCCUAAAGUCACUGCUAUUGAGGAAAGUAAGGACCUAGAUGAAGUUAAGAUCGAAGAAUUGGUAGGAUCCUUGCAAACCUAUGAACUUACUCUCUCACAACACAAGAAAGGAAAAUCCAUAGCCCUAAAAUCCAAUAAAGAAGGUGAAUUGUCUGACACUGAGUCACUUAGGGAUGAGGAAAUCGCAUAUUUUGUCAAGAAAUUCCAAAAUGUCCUCAACAAUAGGAGAAAGCCUCAGGAUAGAAAGAAUGGAGCCCCUAGCAGAUUCACAAAAGAUAAAAUUGAGAAAGAUAACAAUAAGGGGUCUAGUGAGAAGCCACGUUUGGUUAGAUGCCAUGAGUGUCAAGGAAUAGGUCACUAUAGGAAUGAAUGUCCGAGCUAUAAGAAAAAUCAAAGAAAAGGGAAAGGCAAGGCCUUAGUUGUCUCACUUACUGAUAAUGAAUCUGAGACCAGUGAUAGGCAGGAAUCCUCCAGUAGUGAUGAUGAAGGAAAUUAUAUGGCAUUUGUGGCUACUGUUAAGAGUGAGUCUGAUAAGGAAAGUGAUAAGGUUGAGGAAGAGCAAUCAAAUGAUAAUUCUGUUAAUGAGAAUGAGGAUGAGGAUGACAUAGACCUACAAGAAGCAUAUCAACAACUGUUUAAAGAAAUUCUUAAAAUAAAGAAGGUCAAUAAAUCCCUACUUAAAAAGCUUGACGAACUUGAACGGGAAAAAGAGAAACUGGGUGGUAAGCUUCAGGAGUCACUUAAGAGCGGUAGUGAGUUGAAGUGUGUCAAUGAGAAAUUGGAAGACAAGGUUAAGAGGUUGACUAGUGAAUUGGAAAAAUCUAAUGCCCAUCUUCAGACAUUCAUUAGUGGAAACAAGAAAUUAGAUAACCUAUUGGGAAUGAAUAAGCCAGUGGGAGACAAGAGAGGUCUAGGAUAUGUUGAGGGUAAUACAACUAUUGCUGGACCAUCUAAGACUGUCUUCGUGGCUGCCUCUAAGCCUAAUACGAUCUAUGUCGAUGACAUCAUUUUUGGGUCUCCUCUAGAGUCUUUAGCGAUUGAGUUUGCUGAAUGUCAGCAGAGAGAGUUUGAGAUGAGUAUGGUUGGGGAGUUGAGCUACUUUUUAGGACUUCAGGUACGUCAGACAGAGGAUGGACUGUUUAUCUCACAGUCUAAGUAUGCUAGGGAUUUGGUUAAGAGAUUUGGGUUAGAUAGUAAGAAACAUACUAGGACACCGAUGAGUACUAGCUUGAAGUUAGGUCGUGAUCCUUCUGGUAAGAGUGUAGAUCCUUCCCUAUAUCGUAGCAUGAUAGGUAGUCUUCUCUAUCUUACAGCUACUAGGCCCGACAUUGCUUUUAGUGUAGGAGUGUGUGCUCGUUUUCAGGCAGAUCCAAAAGAGUCACACCUAAGUUCUGUUAGACGAAUCAUUCGAUAUGUGAAUGGUACUGUAGAUCUAGGGAUUUUUUAUUCUAGGAGUUCCAAUCUUGACUUGGCUGGAUACUCCGACGCCGAUUGGGCCGGAAAUGCAGAUGAUAAGAAAAGUACGACCGGGGGUUGUUUUUACAUGGGUAGCAAUGUCGUAGCUUGGCUAAGUAAGAAACAAAACUCAAUAUCCUUAUCCACGACAGAGGCCGAAUACAUAGCUGCAGGGAGUUGCUGUACUCAACUUCUUUGGAUGAAACAAAUGCUUAGUGAUUAUGGGAUUAGUCAAGGGACUAUGACUAUCUUUUGUGAUAAUACAAGUGCGAUUAACAUUUCUAAGAAUCCCAUUCAGCACUCUCGUACAAAACACAUCGAUAUACGACAUCAUUUCAUUCGAGAGCUGGUUGAAUCACAAGUUGCUUCCCUCGACCAUGUGUCUACUGAGAAUCAAUUGGCUGACCUACUUACAAAACCGCUAGAUGGGUUGAGAUUCGAAUCGCUUCGGUCGGCUGUAGGUGUUAGUUCACCUAUUUGA
Olea europaea var. sylvestris is the source of this 2415-nucleotide messenger RNA. RefSeq lists its product as uncharacterized. The record is from RefSeq and is a predicted model, not a curated record. Gene Ontology annotation, molecular function: nucleic acid binding; zinc ion binding. Bases 1 to 2415 code for a protein of 804 amino acids. Lineage: Eukaryota; Viridiplantae; Streptophyta; Magnoliopsida; Lamiales; Oleaceae. The transcript is spliced from 3 exons.